Messenger RNA from Meloidogyne enterolobii, 464 nucleotides. The record is from the annotation of a GenBank genome assembly. NCBI's taxonomy places the organism in Eukaryota, Metazoa, Nematoda, Chromadorea, Rhabditida, Meloidogynidae.
UUACGCCAACAGCCUCAAAUGAACCUGCCCCUAAUACGGAUACGGCGAAUACGGGAGCAGCGGUCAUAGGCAAUAUUCCAUUACCUGAUCAAAUACACAUCACUGAGGAUGAUGAAGAUUUCAUUGAUUAUAACUUUGACAUUCAACAUGGAAAUGUAAAUUUCUAUAAAAUUUCUGUCUGUUAAUUCACAAACUUAAAGAGCCCUAAUACAAAUCAUAGAGGUGAUAGAGGAGCGGUAGUCAAUGACGAUAUUCCACUAGAUGAUAGAAUACACAUCACGGCGGAUGGUCAAAAUUUCAUUGACUAUAACUUUGGCAUGCAACAUGGAGUUUUUAUUCAAGAGGAUCCUAAAAAUAUUCGCAAAUUUGUACCACAUAGGGAUGGAGCAUCAAAGAAUUUUUUUGAACAUAGACCCAAUCAUCCGCAGAAACGUGAAGAGGUAAAUAAAUUAACAAAUAAUUAA